Molecule: messenger RNA, 1351 nt
Organism: Pteropus alecto (black flying fox)
Lineage: Eukaryota; Metazoa; Chordata; Mammalia; Chiroptera; Pteropodidae
Gene: CDC123
Product: cell division cycle 123
Exons: 13
Coding region: 89-1099 (336 amino acids)
Cellular component (GO): cytoplasm
Source: RefSeq, a predicted model, not a curated record
GCGGGCACUUCCGGUACGGGAGAAGAGAGUUCCGGGAGGGUGCUGGAAGGAGAGCGAGAGACAGAGAGACGGCGGCGGCAGCUGGAGGAUGAAGAAGGAGCAUGUGUUGCACUGUCAGUUCUCUGCGUGGUACCCACUGUUCCGAAGCCUUACCAUUAAGAGUGUCAUUCUUCCACUUCCUCAGAAUGUGAAGGAUUAUUUACUUGAUGAUGGAACUCUGGUGGUUUCAGGAAGGGACGAUCCACCACCACGUUCUCAGCCAGACAGUGAUGAUGAGGCAGAAGAAAUACAGUGGUCAGAUGACGAGAACACGGCCACACUUACGGCACCGGAAUUUCCUGAGUUUACCACCAAAGUCCAAGAAGCUAUCAACUCCCUGGGGGGCAGUGUAUUUCCUAAGCUUAACUGGAGUGCGCCAAGGGAUGCGUACUGGAUAGCAAUGAAUAGUUCUCUGAAGUGUAAAACCCUCAGCGACAUCUUUCUACUGUUCAAGAGUUCUGAUUUCAUCACCCGUGAUUUCACUCAGCCAUUUAUCCAUUGUACUGAUGACUCCCCAGACCCUUGUAUGGAAUAUGAGCUUGUUCUUCGAAAAUGGUGUGAAUUAAUUCCCGGGGCUGAGUUCCGAUGUUUUGUCAAGGAAAAUAAGCUUAUUGGUAUUUCUCAAAGGGACUACACACAAUACUACGAUCAUAUUUCUAAACAAAAAGAAGAGAUUUGCAGAUGCAUACAAGACUUCUUCAAGAAACACAUACAAUAUAAAUUCCUGGAUGAAGACUUUGUAUUCGAUAUAUAUAGAGACAGUAGGGGGAAGGUGUGGCUCAUCGAUUUUAAUCCAUUUGGUGAAGUAACAGACUCUUUGCUCUUUACUUGGGAAGAACUGAUAUCUGGAAGAAACUUAAAAGGUGAUUUUAGUGAAGGAGAUGCUCUGGAGCAGGAUUCUCCAGCUUUCCGUUGCACAAACAGCGAGGUCACAGUCCAGCCCAGUCCCUAUCUGAGUUACCGACUGCCCAAGGACUUCGUGGACCUCUCCACUGGGGAAGAUGCUCACAAACUCAUUGAUUUUCUUAAACUGAAGAGAAAUCAACAAGAGGAUGACUGACUGGCAUGCCAGAGCUCAAGACUGGGUUGAGGAGUAGACCGCGUCCUUCAGGAGGUGUCCAUGGUCUGCAACUCUGUUGACCCAGUCGGGUGGAGGUGGGGCGGGCAGUGUGGAAACCAAUAGCUUUCUAUAUUCAUGUAUAUUAAGCUGGGAAAAAAACGAGGGACUUUGCUAUUUGUAAAAAUAACAUAAUAAAUAGAUCUUAAACAUAGGAAACCGUACUGUUCUGAUGAUAAAAUACUUUCUAUGAAA